CUAAUCAAUUCUUUCACUGAUGGCUUAAACAACUGAGUUCUUAUCAACCUCUCACUAAAUCACACUGUAACUUGACAACAUAAUCUCUUAAUUUAUAAGCAAUUUUCCGAUCUCUUGGCAUGCCUUACUAUUUACAUAAGAAUGCUGCAAUGAACUCUGGGCCAAAAGUGAUGUUCGUUGUUUAUCUUCUUAAACGUCUGAUCCUGUCUUUUGUAAACACAGCACAAUGUGUAAACAUGUAAAACUCAAAAUCGAACGUUCUGUUCUCUUCAAGUGGAUUGGAAGAUGUCUUUUCGUCUCCAUUAUACUUGUUCAGGUUUUGGUGCUCAACCAGUAUCUGGUGUCGUAUGAGAAGGAAUCUUCAUUCCAAGCUUUCACCCUUGCUUAUGUCCCUACAUUGCUUCUAUGGGCUAAAGGACAAAUGAACAAUCGACAACGCGAGGUGGCAGCUGGAGUAUGGUUCUUGUACAUUCUACCUCUCUGCAUUCACGGUGGAUGGAUUCUGGGAACAUUGAUGUCCAAAAUCAACGUCGAUUCUUCUGGACUCGAUCAUGGCACUGUGAAAUAUCCUUUCUGCGCUACCGUGUUGGUGUAUAUGUUGUUGGAUGCUGACGGCUUUGAACCCAGCUUUCAUAUGAACAUAAACUGGCCGGUUAUCAUCGACAUAUUUGACGUUGUAAAUCUUCUGGACGCCAUUAUCGAUCCGAGAAAAAACGAAGUUUUACCGAGUGAUAUCGACUAUUGCAUAUUUGCGUUUUCCGUUUUAAGUAUGAUAAUUCUUACUUUCAGUUUUGCCGUACCAGUGAGGGAGGCACUUCGGAACAAAGAUGAUACUAAUCAAUCACAAGCGAGAAUUUUCACUACAUACACACUGUUACAAUCGAUUGUUGUCAAUCUACCAUUUCUUAUAAUACGCCUGGUGCUUCACUAUACAUACAAAACUGGAGGUUCGGUUUUUGCGUUUAAAAAUUUAUUCGUGAUAAUCUUAAAUUUCAUCAGGGUAAACUUCGAUUGUUGUGUCAAAGAGGACGAAGAGGAACCUCAGCCGGCAUUAACUUCGAAUGGUCACACUCCGUCGAACACGGAGGAGUCUGGAAGUGUGAUCCAGUCAACACAAUCGAGCCACUUGGACGAUGUUUCUAGCAUUUCGUCGUCUGUUAAGAGAACGCACAGAGACGAAAGAGUCCGUUCAAGACUUGUGCAAGACAGGGAAGACCCUGAGGAAAUAAUUGUUCUGAGUUAAACGACAAUUCGACUGUUUAGUCGUGGAAGUGCUGUUUAAUUUUAUUUUGCUAAUUAUACUUUUAAAAGGUCACAAACACUUCAUUAACAUGAUCGUGAAAAUACAGCCAAUUUAUGCCGAGAUAUUUGGUAGCUGUUUAAGAAAGAGACACUAAAGACUAUUGAAACCUCAGUCACUUGGAAGAAUCUUGAAUAAAGUGACACAAAUAAGGAGAUCUUUCACUGGAAUCAUGAACAGAACCUUUUCAACAUCAUGUGAUCCAAAUCGUAAACGUUAUCAAAAUAUUCUCUUGUUUAGAGUUACUCGAGCGGAAAUACAAUUCCAUUUUGUACACAAUAUGAAUGAUGUCCUUUCUUUAUUAAAAAUUAGUUGAGCCUC
Messenger RNA from Stylophora pistillata, 1621 nucleotides. RefSeq lists its product as uncharacterized. The record is from RefSeq and is a predicted model, not a curated record. NCBI's taxonomy places the organism in Eukaryota, Metazoa, Cnidaria, Anthozoa, Scleractinia, Pocilloporidae.